Messenger RNA from Cantharellus anzutake, 713 nucleotides. RefSeq lists its product as uncharacterized. The transcript is spliced from 3 exons. Bases 195 to 659 code for a protein of 154 amino acids. The record is from RefSeq and is a predicted model, not a curated record. NCBI's taxonomy places the organism in Eukaryota, Fungi, Basidiomycota, Agaricomycetes, Cantharellales, Hydnaceae.
UCAAUUCUGCCAGGCUUCUUCAUAUGAGAGAAGAAAUUGCGGAUGCCUGACCGCCUCUCCACGUUUUCACUCAGCCUGCCAAUUUCGGUUUGAAUGCUCUGCAGCGCCCUUUGAAACAAAAAAGAAAAAGAAACACCUAUGCUAUACGACGGCGAAACCUGAGAGCAAAUGCUACUUACUGAUCUAGCUUUCUGAUGUUCCCCACCCACGCUCCUUCGCUCGAUGCAUCAUAUGAGUCAAGGGCCGCCAUCACACGGGCCGUGGUGUCGGUGACGUAUCUCCCAAAAAGCUCCCAGUCCUCUUUAUUCUCCUUAAACUUUUUGACCUCAUUGAGGAUAGCGAGUGCGGCGCCAGCGGCAGCCUGCAAAGGAGGGAGCACUCCUGACGCAGCGUGGACAGCAGUGAGAACUGGAACCGCGACGUUACCUCCCGCCUCAAUGAUGCCAUGGAGCUUUUGCUUCAGCGACAUAGCGGAUAACGGACGAAUCGAUGGACGCGGAAGAGAUCGGACGGUGACGGCGGUCAAGCGAACACCGCAUAGAUCACAGCCGCAAUUUGUCCCAUUAUGGGAAGUACUCCUGCGGCAGAUUCUGUCGAUCCUCGCAGAACUGGCUGUUCGCAACCAUCUAUUCCAAUGCGAUUGCAAUGGCCAAGCGUGACCAGCUGCAUCAGUGCCAGUUGGUACUAUCAGUCGUGCGGGGGGCUGAAGAUUC